Messenger RNA from Oncorhynchus tshawytscha (Chinook salmon), 6531 nucleotides. RefSeq names its product tectonin beta-propeller repeat-containing protein 1. NCBI's taxonomy places the organism in Eukaryota, Metazoa, Chordata, Actinopteri, Salmoniformes, Salmonidae. The record is from RefSeq and is a predicted model, not a curated record. Gene Ontology annotation, cellular component: membrane. The transcript has 25 exons. The coding region runs from base 258 to 3908 and encodes 1216 amino acids.
CAUUUGGUGCAGCAGCCAAUCCGCGUUUACAGUAAAACACCAUACUUCCUGUUUCGGGUUAAAGAAAAUAUCGCAAUUAAUGGUAUAUUCAAUCUGAUAUGACGAAUGAAUUGCAGUGACUUACCAUACCGUUUAUGAGAGAGAACACACGAUGGAAUAGAGGCAGACUCUGUACUACAGCUUCUUCUGCACUCCUCCAGAAGAGAGACGAGGCAGGGCCAGGGGCCAUGAGGGAGAGCUGAAAAGAAGGCCUGACCAUGUCUGUGUCCCUGCUGUGGGCAGUGGAUGUGUACGGGCGCGUUUACAGCCUGUCCACCGGAGGGCAGCAGUGGGAGCAGUGUCAGGAUGCCGUGUUAGAGUUUAAGAGGGUGACAGCAGUACAGCAGUGUUGCUGGGGUAUCGCCUGUGACCACCACAUCUACCUGAAUGUCCACUCUAGUGAUGUACCCAUACGUUACCAGGAGGAGACAUACGAGAACCAGCGAUGGAAUCCCAAGGAUAACUUCUCGGAUCACUUGUUACCGAGCGACCGCUGGCAUUGGAGUGACAUCACAGGGCUGGAACACCAACCCCUGGACAGUUUCCUUCUUCCCUCCACCAACUGGGAGUGGGAGGGGGACUGGUACAUUGACGAGAACUUUGGAGGAGAACCCACAGAGAAAGGAGGUUGGACCUAUGCCUUGGACUUCCCUGCCACCUACAUCAAAGACAAGAAGUGGAACUCGUGUGUCCGUCGCCGGCGAUGGAUCCGCUACAGGAGGUACAAGGCCACAGACACCUGGGCCAAGAUCCCAUCUGAGGGUCACAGUGGUCCCCUGCCAGACCCCUUUAAUGACAUCAGCUGUGGGGGCUGGGAGAUCAGUGAGGAGCCCAGGGGGAGGCUGUCUCUGUGGGCUGUCUCUCUACAGGGCAAGGUGUGGUUCCGUGAGGGUAUCCACCACCACAGCCCAGAGGGGGAAGGCUGGGAGGAGGUGUCUCUGCCUGGGGAGGUAGUGCAGAUCAGCUGUGGUCCCGGGGACCUGGUUUGGGCUGUGCUCUGGGAAGGACAACUCAUCGUCAGGGAGGGCAUCACCAGAGACUGCCCACAAGGCUUGUGCUGGGUGGUGGUGGACUCUCCCAACCCAGAGGCCGGGGCCAUCCACGUAGCUGUGGGGGACAACGUAGUCUGGGCCGUCACCAAGGACAACAAAGUAUGGUUCAGGCGUGGCAUCAACUCCCAUAACCCAUGUGGUUCAGGCUGGAUCGGGAUGGUCGGGGAGAUGGUCAUGGUCAACGUGGGCCUCAACGACCAGGUGUGGGGUAUCAGCUGUGUGGACCGGGCAGUGUAUUUCCGUCAGGGUGUGACCUCCAGUGAGUUGAGUGGUAAAGCCUGGAAGGCUGUCAACGUGCCCCGAGACGGAGACAUCAGGUCCCACUCCUCCGCCAGCAUUAGCAGUCUGCACAGUGCUGGUUGUUUCUUCAGUGGUGAGGUACAAGCCCAGUCUGUGAUGAGUGAAGACUUGGACACAGAGGGCGGUCCACAGAGGGCGGUCCUAGAAGUAGGGACAUGCCCCUCGUCUCCUCCCCCCGAGCCCCCUCCCAUCGACCCCGACGUCCCCAAACCACGCAUCCCUAAGGUCACCAGCGACAGCUUCAUCUCUGAGAUGCUCUCCGACCGUCAGGUCAAACAGGAGGCUGCCACCACUGCCAGUCCCUCUAUCCCAGAAGAGGAAGUCGCUCUUGGGGAACCAGAGGCCAAGUGUCCCCCUCCGGCUCUGGUUCUCUCCCCCAGCCUGUCUGGAGGGCUUGGGGACCCCCAGUGGAGUAACGUGGACCUGGAAGAGACCCAGACUCACCUGGCUGUGGGGCCUGCCGUGGUGAGAGGGGACUCGGCUGACACCUGUAGUCUGUCCUCGGUGGCCACCUACACCCUGUGUCAGGGGGAGCCAUAUGGGGCAGAUGAACACCCGCUCUGGGCAUGGGUCAGUGGAGGAGGCUGUGGUGUGAACUGUCACUCCCAGCUCAACUGGUUCAACUCUGCCACAGCCCUGGCAUCAUCAGUCCAGUCCAUGAGUCUGUCCAUCAGUCCAGCCCAGACAGCUGCCUGGCGGAAACAGAUCUUUGAGCAGCUCAGCGAACGCUCUAAGAGAGAGAUGGACCACUUUAAACACUACGAACAGGCCGUAGAACAGUCUGUGUGGGUGAAGAAAGGGGCCAUGCAGUGGUGGAGGGACUGGAAGCCCCAUAAGUGGGUGGACGUGAGGUUUGCCCUAGAGCAGUUCUCAGGACCUGAGGGAAACCAGGACGGCAUCCUCUUCCUCUACUACAACUUCAACGAGGAGAAGAAGUACCUGCAUGCAUUCAUCAACGAGGUGACUAUCUUGGUGCCGGUGCUGAAUGACUCCAAACACACGUUUGCCAUCUACACAGCAGAGCGGACCAAACAGAGGUGGCCUAUCAGACUGGCUGCUGCCACUGAGGUGGAGAUGCACGACUGGCUGGCCCUGCUGAGUGUGUCGUGCUGUGACUCCCGGGGGAUCCAGGGUCCCCCCUCUAAACAAGCCAUCUGGUCAGUCACCUGUAAAGGAGACAUCUUCGUCUGUGAGCCUUCGCCUAGCCUGGAAGCCUGUCCCUACCCCACACCCUGCGACCAGAUGUUCUGGCGUCAGGUGGGGGGCCACCUACGUCUGGUGGAGUGUAACAGUCUGGGGGUGGUUUGGGGGGUAGGCUACGACCACACUGCCUGGGUCUACACCGGCUAUGGAGGGGGAUUCUUCCAGGGUCUGGCCAGCAGCACAGAUAACAUCUUCACCCAGACAGAUGUGAAGUGUGUCUACAUCUAUGAGAACCAGAGGUGGAACCCAGUCACAGGUUACACCAACAGAGGCCUCCCAACAGACCGCUACAUGUGGAGUGAUGCAACAGGACUGCAGGAGUGUACCAAGGCCAACGCCAAACCUCCAUCCCCUCACUGGACAUGGGUAGCAGACUGGACCAUUGACUAUGGGAUCUCCGGGGGGACAGACCGAGAGGGUUGGCAAUACGCAGCUGAUUUCCCAAGGUCGUAUCAUGGCCACAAGACCUUGAAGGACUUUGUUCGUCGUAGACGAUGGGCCAGGAAGUGUAAACUGACGACCACAGGGCCGUGGCAGGAAGUCCCACCCAUCCCGUUGAGUGACGUGACCAUCGUCCUGUGUGGAGCUCAGAGCAGUGUUGAGCCGAUCCCUCUGUGGGCCAUCAGUAACAAGGGAGACGUGCUCUGUAGACUGGGGGUCACCCUACUGACUCCUGCCGGGACGUCGUGGCUUCACGUGGGCACAGACCAGCCGUUUAAGUCUAUCUCCAUCGGUGGGGCCAACCAGGUGUGGGCCAUUGCCAGGGAUGGAUCUGCCUUCUACAGGGGCUCUGUGUCCUCAGAGAGCCCUGCAGGAGAUUGCUGGUACCACAUCCCCUGUCCUGAAAGACAGAAGCUCCAACAGGUGUCUGUGGGGAGAACGUCGGUCUACACUGUGGAUCAAAAUGGUAACCUGUGGUUCAGACAGGGCCUGACUCCCAGCUACCCCCAGGGAUCAUCAUGGGAACACAUCUGCAACAAUGUACGCAAGGUCUCCGUAGGACCUCUAGACCAGGUGUGGAUCAUAGCUGACAAGGUGCAAGGCAGCCACAGUCUGAGCUGUGGGACAGUUUGCCACCGUCUGGGGGUUCAGCCCAUGGAGCCAAAGGGACAGUCGUGGGACUACGGCAUCGGGGGUGGCUGGGACCACAUCACUGUGAGAGGGAACUCCAUUGAGGCUCCUCGUGUCCGUAUGCCCUCCCUGACACCCUCCCUCACCUCCUCCUUAACGGACCCCCUCCGCCCCCCUCCACCCCGCAGCCUGCUCCCUGUCAUGAUCACAGAGAUGGAGAACGGGAACGCUGUCAGAUGUUAAACACACACACCUACAGUACUUGCUAGUGGACACUAUCUCUGUUCUGCCUUCAGCCCAACUCUCUCUUCAGAUACGCCACAAUGCAACUACCCCACAAUCCACACUGUACUGUAGCUCCCAGCUCCAGCCUCAGCUCUUCUGACCUAUCACCUGGCUGUGUUAAUUGAACCCUAUCUCUGCGCCCUCAACUUGACUCAGCCAAUCACCUUUUCUCUUUACAGCUAGCAGAUCAUGUUCAGUAUUUCCCACAUAGAGCACUAAUGUCGUUUUUAAACCGUGUCACUGAGUCUUUGAACAUUGCGCUAUUGUAAUUUAAAGGUUAACUCAGCUAAAAGACGUUGCCACGAGAAGCACCGCAAAUAUUCAGAUGAUUUAGAUGCAAGUCACACACAGUAUCUGCACAUGUACACAGGAUCAUUUCACGCUGUUGGAGCGGUAGGUACGCAUCGCUUCACGCUGUUGGAGCGGUAGGUACAGAUCGCUUCACGUUGGUAGAGCGGUAGGUACGGAUCGCUUCACGCUGUUGGAGCGGUAGGUACAGAUCGCUUCACGUUGGUAGAGCGGUAGGUACGGAUCGCUUCACACUGUUGGAGCGGUAGGUACAGAUCGCUUCACGUUGGUAGAGCAGGUAGGUACAGAUCGCUUCACGUUGGUAGAGCGGUAGGUACGGAUCGCUUCACGCUGUUGGAGCGGUAGGUACGGAUCGCUUCACGCUGUUGGAGCGGUAGGUACGGAUCGCUUCACGCUGUUGGAGCGGUUGGUACGGAUCGCUUCACGCUGUUGGAGCGGUAGGUACGGAUCGCUUCACGCUGUUGGAGCGGUAGGUACGGAUCGCUUCACGCUGUUGGAGCGGUUGGUACGGAUCGCUUCACGCUGUUGGAGCGGUAGGUACGAAUCGCUUCACGCUGUUGGAGCGGUAGGUACGCAUCGCUUCACGCUGUUGGAGCGGUUGGUACAGAUCGCUUCACGCUGUUGGAGCGGUAGGUACGGAUCGCUUCACGCUGUUGGAGCGGUUGGUACGGAUCGCUUCACGCUGUUGGAGCGGUAGGUACGAAUCGCUUCACGCUGUUGGAGCGGUAGGUACGGAUCGCUUCACGCUGUUGGAGCGGUAGGUACGGAUCGCUUCACGCUGUUAGAGUGGUAGGUACGGAUCGCUUCACGCUGUUAGAGUGGUAGGUACGGAUCGCUUCACGCUGUUAGAGUGGUCGGAUCGCUUCACGUUGUUAGAGUGGUAGGUACGGAUCGCUUCACGCUGUUAGAGUGGUAGGUACGGAUCGCUUCACGCUGUCAGAGUGGUAGGUACGGGACCAAAACAAAGGAAAUUGACCCACUAUGCUGUUUACUUUCUGCAUCUACUUCAUAUAUGAGUCUACGUUUAAAUCUGUGCUCUUAAGAUAACUUUGUUUUACUUAUGGUUUUUGUUUGGUUGAAUGUUUUGUAUGUGUGUGUUUGGUAUGUGUUUGUAUGGUAUUAUGUGAGUAGAUUUUUUUAUUUUUAUGUUAUGUUGGUAAUUGAUUGAUCUUUUUAAAAUAAUAUAUGUGUUUUGGGGAUGUAUUCAAUGUGAUUGGGGCGACGUUAAGAUGGGUAAGAAAGCAUCACUGUCGGCCCAAUUAUUUGUGACUUAUUAUAAAAAGUCUGUAUCAGGAAGUUACAGUACUUACUACUUUGUACCUGCUGGCAACAGGUCGAGAUUCUACUGGAGUCGCACCAAAAACGAGAAGGAUUUAUUUAAUGAGAACUUUUGUUAUUAAGGUUUGAUAACACAUGAUGCUUUUACAGGUCUAGGCCUUCCCCCUGAAUGGUUUGUAUCUGUGAUGGCCACAGUGAAGAGUUUGUAGGCCCAUGUAUUUUUGACAGCACUCGAAAAGAAAGUAUAUAUUCUUUUCAUGAAAAAUUUGCAUUGUGUAGUUCUACACUGGACCAAAGUGUGAAUUGCUUGGAAAGUGAUGUCUUUGCGGGGCUUUAAAGUUUAUCUGUUUAUUUCUCAGGAAAAUAAGAGUUCUCCUAAACGCUAUUAUUGGCAUGUUUUUGACCUUCUACGAUUGUAGCAGUAAUGACUGACAGGCAACACACGUGAAAGGUUUGGUGGAAAGAACAAAUCAAUACUUUUUGUUAUAAAUCUGUAUAUGAGUUUAGUAUAAAUGUUUUAAUGGGGAUAUUUCAAGGUUGGUUAUUGUACGUUGGUAUAUAAAAAGGUAAAAUAUUAGUCCUAUGAACUAUUAUCCAUAAACCACAAAAGCUGAAACUAGCACAUUUGGGCAUUAAUUGAUCUUACUUCUCUACAUGGAAACCAUAAGCGAAUAGCUAUCACUGAUAUACUGGAACUACAAAUAAUUGAUUGUACAGAAAACUGUGUGAAAACUCUCACUUUAUCUUCCUAUGGCAGUUCCUAAUACAAAGAGGGCGUUUUUUGAUAAUGUUUCACUUACUACUGUUUAGAACUGUACAGGCUUCAUCCUAAAGGAGCGGCACAUGCUUGUCAUGCUGUGGUGUACCCCUUCACCUUCCAAGCUUUAAGUGUUAGGUCUAGAGGAGGACUUGUCCGUUUAAAAAAUGAUUCCAUUGUUUUUAUUGAUUAUAAUGUCAAUUAAAAUACUAUAAUCAGGUACUAUUCUAAUCCCAA